Molecule: messenger RNA, 642 nt
Organism: Dentiscutata erythropus
Lineage: Eukaryota; Fungi; Glomeromycota; Glomeromycetes; Diversisporales; Gigasporaceae
Source: the annotation of a GenBank genome assembly
AUGGCGAGCAUAGAUGGGCAACCUUUUAUUCCAAGAUAUCUUAAAGGUACAUCUAUAGAAAAACUUCAAACUUCAAAUGAUCCAUUAUUUCUUCCAACGUGCUUCGAAGAAUAUUCGCCAAGAUACGUCAAGUGUAUGGAUAAUAAAUUAAUGAUUAAAUAUACAGGUCCUGGAAUUGAUGACACUCAAGCUGAAUCAAUUUCCACCGAUUACCCUGUUCCGCCUGAAGCUUUGUUAUACUAUUUUGAAGUCGAUAUUAUAGAUAAAGGGGAAAAUGGGUAUAUUGGUGUUGGUUUUGCUAAAAAUUUAGAUAUUCUUGAUAUUUUGCCAGGAUGGCGGUUUGGGACAAUGGGAUAUCAUGGUGAUGAUGGACGGAUUGCUUUUAAAGCUCCUUUAAAUGAUGAUUUAUUUCCAAUUGUAGGAAUGAGAACUCGUGGUGAAUGUGUGGAAGCGAAUUUUGGAAUGAAACCGUUCAAAUUUGACAUCGACUCUUAUGCUAGGGUAUUUUUCUCUGAGCCUCGAGUUAUUGCUCAAGGAGAAGAAAUCUUGAAACAACAACAGAUUGAUUAUAUAUUUAAUGAGUUUCCAUUCGCGCUUUGUGAUUUCGAUGAGAGCUCGUUCUCAGUUUAUGAUUGGGUGUGA